AUGACUGUUCGUAGAAAGUACACACCAGAGGUUCUCUUGAGCGCCCCCAGGAGGUCUGCGGCUAUCCCCAGCCCUGAUGGGAAGCUAGCCCUCUACACACAGUCUCUGUACUCAUUCGAAACCCACACGCGCACCACCGAAGUUCACGUUUUAGAUCUGGUCAACCAUCAAGUUGUGGUCAUCAGCAAAGAUCCCAAAAUCAGUGAACCCAAGUGGACUGGCCAUGGCUAUGAAGUCGUCUGGUUGAAGGAAUGCGACAAUGGAAACACCAGCUUGGUCAUCUCCGAUGCCUCUCUUCCGGGAAAGGUCUACACCGCCGGCACGGUGCCUGGACCCAUUUCGAAUCUCAAAUUGUUUCCCACCGAGGCAGGCAAGGUAGCAAUCGCUGUUGCAGCUUCUGCUAAUCCUGAUGGGUCACUUCACAACCCCAAAGACGUCCCAAAAUCACACAGCUCCGCUCGAGUUUACGAUUCACUAUUCGUCCGCCAUUGGGAUUCAUACAUCACCGAGCAACGCAACGCCAUUUUUACCGGACUGCUUCAGAAAUCUCAACCCGUCGUCACUUCUCGACCAGGCCGGUAUAGCCUGUUAGGCUUUGCCAAUGCUCUUCAAGGCACCAAAUUGGAAUGCCCAAUCCCACCGUUCGGCGGCACCGACCAUUUCGAUAUCGGCCGCCUUGGACUGAUCGUCGUCUCUAAGGAUCCCAAUCUCGACCCAGCCACCCACACCAAGUGCAAUGCUUAUUUUCUAGCCAAGAAGAAUGUAUUGGACACAAGUCCAGCAGUGGUUCACAAGAUUCAUGUCCCUGGACUCAACGGCGCUGCUUCGUCUCCCGUGUUCUCUCCAGAUGGGUCGUCGGUAGCCUUCCUCCAGAUGGCCACUGAUGGAUAUGAGAGUGACAGAAACCGCAUUGUAUUUGGUCAUGGCCUUGACAACGGUGAAAUUAUGGCGCAUGAACUGAGAUGUCAAGUUGAUAGCUUUACUGGGUGGGACAGAUCACCCUCGACAAUCAAAUGGUCUGUCGAUGGAAAGACUCUGCUUCUUGAGGCAGAAGAUGUUGGACGUGGUUGUCUUUUCGCGCUCGAAUUGGACGCUGCUUUCCCGGGACCCAGUUGGCAACCGAGAAAAAUAGCUUCUGGGGGUUACAUUAUCGAUUUUGCACCUCUCGCAAACAAUUCAAACUUACUUCUUGUUUCCAGCAACAGCCUGGUCGAUAACAGCACAUACACCAUCGUUGAUCCCACGGGAGAAUCUCAGGCAACGGUGAUUUCUUCGCUAUCUCGAAGCGGCUCCCUCUUUGGCCUGUCUCCCGAACAAGUGUCAGAACUAUGGUGGAAAGGUGCCAAUGAUCACCCUGUGCACGCGUGGAUGAUGAAGCCGUCAUUUUUCAAAGCGGAUCAAAAGUAUCCUCUUGCGUACUUGAUUCAUGGUGGACCACAAGGAGCGUGGAACGAUCAGUGGUCAACCCGGUGGAACCCGGCCGUCUUCGCCGAGCAGGGUUAUGUAGUCAUUUGCCCUAACCCUACGGGAUCGACAGGCUAUGGCCAAGCAUUUACGGACGCUAUUCGAAACGAAUGGGGAGGUUUACCUUACGAAGAUCUCGUCAAAGGAUUCGAGUACAUCGAGUCAGAACUGGAAUACGUGGACACCAACAAGGCUGUUGCAUUGGGUGCCAGCUAUGGAGGUUAUAUGAUGAAUUGGUUCCAGGGACACGAUCUCGGACGCAAAUUCAAGGCGAUCGUUUGUCAUGAUGGGGUUUUCAGUAUGACAGGCCAGCUGGCCUCGGAAGAGCAAUACUUUCCGAUUCACGACUUGGGAGGACCCAUCUGGGAGCGACAAGAGAUGUACGACAAGUGGGAUCCCAGUCAAUUUACCAAGCACUGGGAGACGCCAAUGCUUGUCAUUCACAAUGAACUCGAUUAUCGAUUGACCAUCUCGGAGGGCCUGUCAGCCUUCAAUGUUCUACAGAUGAGGAACAUCGAGAGUCGAUUUCUCAGCUUCCCAGAUGAAAAUCACUGGGUAUUGAAGCCGGAGAACAGCCUUGUGUGGCACUUGGUAGUGCUCAACUGGAUCAACAAAUUCGUGGGUCUACCGAAGUUGACGGAUCGACAAGGCCGAGACGGAUCGUCUUUCUGCCGACAAGGGCGGAGGCGAAGGCAGAACAGCAUCCGAGUGCUAGGGUCCUCCAGAAUCGAGCAGUGA
Exophiala bonariae is the source of this 2202-nucleotide messenger RNA. RefSeq lists its product as uncharacterized. The coding region runs from base 1 to 2202 and encodes 733 amino acids. The transcript has 2 exons. Gene Ontology annotation, molecular function: serine-type endopeptidase activity. NCBI's taxonomy places the organism in Eukaryota, Fungi, Ascomycota, Eurotiomycetes, Chaetothyriales, Herpotrichiellaceae. Gene Ontology annotation, biological process: proteolysis. The record is from RefSeq and is a predicted model, not a curated record.